Messenger RNA from Apis cerana (Asiatic honeybee), 4070 nucleotides. It is a transcript of the gene Lnk, whose product is annotated as SH2B adapter-like protein Lnk. Gene Ontology annotation, cellular component: plasma membrane. The record is from RefSeq and is a predicted model, not a curated record. Gene Ontology annotation, biological process: intracellular signal transduction. Gene Ontology annotation, molecular function: transmembrane receptor protein tyrosine kinase adaptor activity. NCBI's taxonomy places the organism in Eukaryota, Metazoa, Arthropoda, Insecta, Hymenoptera, Apidae.
UGAUUAUACAAAUAGAAAAAAAACAAAAAUGCAAAAACGAAUCGUUAAUAUAUUUAUUGACAAUUUUUCUUAAAAGAAAAGAAAAGUAAAAGAUAAAAAAGAAAAAUCAAUUACUUAAUAAGUUAAUACUGGAAUAAUAUUUAUUUUUCUUUGAAAGCGAGUACAUUUUUUUAAUUAUUAUUAUCUUUAAUUAUUGGUAAUUCACUCAAAAAUAACAUUAUCCAAUAUUAUAUUAUCUUGUGUUUGGUCAUAUAUACGACAAAAUUUGGUAUAUAUACAUAUAUAUAUAUAUAUGUAUAUAUACUUAUUAUUAUAUCUAUAUAUACAUGUAUAUAUCGCGUGUGCUUUCUAUACAGAGAGUAUUACGAUUGUGUUAAGAGUUUUGUAGUGGUUGUAUAGUGGCAGGGGGAGGUCCUUAGCCCCCUUCGUGAGGCACACGCCGGUAAUGAGUGUUUAUACCAUAACUGCGGCGACACCAACAACGAGUACAAUAAUAUCAACAACAACGGCGACGACAACAACAGCGGUAACAGUAACGACGACGGCUACGCCAACAACAACGGCGCCGGCGGUUGCCGUGUCGCCUGAAGCUGCACCUGGUUGGAUAGAAUUUUGUGAGAGACACGCCCGCGCUUCGGCUUCUGAUUUUGCUAAAGCUUUUUGUACCUAUGUCAGUUUAAAUUUACCUGAAAGUGCUAGAUUAAAUCUUUCUCAUCAUGAUUUUUUAAAAAAAUUUGUUGAAAGUUUUUGUGAACACUUCGAAAACGAAUAUCUACGUCGUACAGUUAGAUCACCAUCUUUAUAUGACACAAGACAUAGUGCAACUAAUGAUAGGGAUAUUAAUGCUAUAAGUCAAAAUAAUAAUGCUCCUAUUCGUAUAUCAUCUCAUGAAGAAUUCAGUGAUUACUCUGAACAUGAUGGAGAUGCAAUAUCACCAAAACCAUCACAUAAACCAUUUUUCCGUCGUUUAUCUUUUAAAGGACUUAAAAAAGGAAAAAGCCUUUUUCAUAAACAACAAAGUGAUGAAGUGGAAUUAUCUCAUAGUGAACAUCGUAGAGAUAAACAUUCAAAAGCUAAACUUUCUAAGAUUGUAGUAGAAUGUAGAAAAGAAGGCAUUGUUAAUUCUUUAAUGGGGGAGAAUAUUGAUGGAACUCAAAAAUGGGAAAAAUCUAGACUUGCUUUAAUAAAAGCAAUUGGUGGAUAUAUGUUAGAAUUUUAUUCUCCUCCAAAAGCAGUAAAACCACGCAGUGGUGUCUUUUGUUCUGCAAUUACUGAAGCCAGAGAAACAACUGCAUUAGAAAUGCCAGAUCAUGAAAAUACUUUUGUAUUAAAGACACAAAAUAUGGAAUUUGUAAUAGAAGCUCAUGAUUCGAAUGAUAUGAGAUCAUGGUUAGCUACUAUUAAAUAUUGUAUGCGUACAGUGCAACAAAAUUCUAUUAAUCCCAAUUCUGGAGUAGAAGCUACUGGAGAAUCUUUAGGACAUGCUUCAUUAGCUAUUAGUAAUGAAGGAGAUAGAUUAAGAACUAAUUCUGCAAGUAAAAGUUCCCGAUCUACUUCCCAUGAACAUGGAGAUGAAAUAGGUGGCAAUCCUCCAGAAAUACCUCCUAGACUUCGUAUAAGAAGUAAUAGUAAUUUGGAAUUAUGUUCAUCACAACAAGAUAUUGAACAAUUAAAUGUAAAUGAUGGUGAAUUAGAUUUAUCAAGUAGUUUAAGAGAAUAUCCAUGGUUUCAUGGAACUCUUCCUAGAUCAGAUGCAGCACAAUUAGUUUUACAUAGUGCUGCUAAUGGUCAUGGUGUGUUUCUUGUUCGACAAAGUGAAACAAGAAAAGGAGAAUUUGUAUUAACUUUUAAUUUUCAAGGUAGAGCAAAGCAUUUACGUAUGACAUUAAAUGAUCAAGGACAUUGUCGUGUUCAGCAUCUUUGUUUUCCUGCUAUAUAUGAUAUGCUUGAACAUUUUCGUCAGAAUGCCAUACCUCUUGAAUCUGGUGGAACAGCAGAUGUAACUCUCACAGAAUUUGUUGUGGCAAAUCAUGCAAUACGAUCAGCACAUCAUAAUAUGUCUGGAAUAAAUCAACAACAAUUACAAGAAAGAAGACCUCCAGUUGCUCCAGAGCCAAGAGAAGUGCGCACAUAUGGAGGUUCUAUAAGAACACGUACAGAAUCACUGGAAAGACUGGAACAACAAAACACCAUUACAGAACAACAAAGUUCAUCAUCAACUAGUGGUAGAGCAAUUCAAAAUACUUAUAGUUUUCUUUGACGUUGGAUUCACAAUACUCUACCAUCGGGUUACAAUCCAGUUAGUCCUCUAGAUUAAAUAGUUUCUCAUUAAUUUAGAAAAUCAAGAUAAUUUUUAGUUGAACUUAUUAUUUUUAUUAUAAACUGUUAUUCUAAAGUGUACGAUUUCAAUUACGCAAAUAUUGUAUUUUUUAAUCAAUUAUUUCCAUUUUACAAGAUAAAGAUUAGUUAUAUUUAUUAACAUCUUUAUAUUCAAUUUUGAAAACAGAACAUAAAUUUUAAAAUAUAAUUAUUUUACGUUUUUGAAAUAAUAUAUAUAGAUUAUUUUACAAAUUCAAUGAAAUUUAUAAUAAAAUUUUAUUGAUUGUACUUUUUUGCACGUUCAGAUAUAUCAGCUCAAAUUAUCGUUAACACAUAUUAUAAGUGUUAUAAGUAUUAUAAAAUAUUUCAAAUAUGUAUAUGAAACUAAAAGAUCAUGGCCUUUAUUUCACUAAAAGGAAGAAUAUUUUAAAAUUAUAGCAUAUUCAUUAUGUUAUCUAAUUUACUUAAGUAUAUGUACUUAUGUCAGAAAAAAAAAAUAUAUAUAUAUAUAAAAUAUAAUAUUUAAUAAUAAAUAAAUAAAUUAUAUAUAUAAUAUAUAUAUAUAUAUAUACAUAUAUAUAUAUAUAUAUAUAUAUAUACACAUAUAUAUAUAAACAUAUAUGAAUAUAAAUUAGUCUUGUUUUAUACGUAAAAUUAUUAUGGACAAUCUCUUUACUUGCCUCUAUAAUUAUUUUUUUUAUAAAUUUCAAAAUAUACUAAAUAAUAUAUGCAUAUAGUAUUAUAUAUUAAAUAUAUACAUUAAGAGGAUUUAAUUUAAAGAAAUCAGAAACUAGUCUAAAUAUUAUGUAUAAAUAAUUCAAUCGUAAUAAUUAAUUGAAUAAUUAAAUCAUAAUAUUCAAUCUAAAAAUAAGAUUAAAUAAAAAAUAUAUCAGAAUUAUAUAUAUAUAUACAUAUAUAUAUAUAUAUAUAUAUAUAUAAUUCUAUGUUAUUUUAAGAUUACAAUAUUUUAUGAUAAAAUAAAUAUUAAUGUAAGUAUUAUUAUUAAACUAAUAAGCACAUAAAAGUUAUUUAUAUAGAUAUAGAGCAAUAUAUGACUGAAUGUGCAAAAUUAAAUUAUAAAUAAAUAUACAAUUAUAUUAGUAAGUAUCUCAGUAAUAUAAUAAUUAGUAUGAAGUAUAAGAAAAAAAUAUUUUCAUUAUAUAAAGGAUAAACUGAUUACUGUGAUAAGAUUUUUUUUUUAUUCAAUAGUAAUAAUUUUAUGAAUUUUUUUCACUUGUAUAUAUAAUCAUUAAGAUAAAAUAUUUUUUGGUUAAAAUAUUGUUUAAAUAAUUUCUAAACUUUUUUUUUUUUUUAUAUUACAAAAAAUAAUUUCUGGAAAUAUUUUUCAAAUGUAAAUAUUUAAGAAAAAUCUAUUUUUAAAUAAAAAUUAUUAUUUUUAAAAAAAACAAUGAUAAAAUAACAAAUACAUGAUAAGAUUUGAGAUAAUAAAAUUAAAUUUAUUUGAAUGUCUAUAUAAGUUACUGAAUAUUCAUAAGUACAAAAUAAAAUAUAAAUAAAAAUUCAAUUAUUUUAUUAUUAUAUACAUUUUUUCGUUAUAUUUUAUUUUAAAAAAAAUUGUGUUAUUUUUUCUAAAUUUUAUAAAUUUCUAAAAAAUUUUGUUGUAAUUAUCGAAUUAUAUUACGUACAUAUUAACCUCCUCUUUCGCAAAAUUGCGAAUUGUUCUAUUGAUUUUACUUAUGUAUAUUUUUUGUAUAUGUAUGUAUGUUUUUAAUAAAUUAAACAAUAACAAA